Messenger RNA from Penaeus indicus, 1788 nucleotides. RefSeq names its product mucin-2-like. The record is from RefSeq and is a predicted model, not a curated record. The transcript has a single exon. Bases 1 to 1788 code for a protein of 595 amino acids. Lineage: Eukaryota; Metazoa; Arthropoda; Malacostraca; Decapoda; Penaeidae.
AUGAACACCCACGCUAAACCCUUUCCACCAACAACCCCUUCCACCAACAACCCCUUCCACCAACAACCCCUUCCACCAACAACCUCUUCCACCAACAACCCCUUCCACCAACAACCUCUUCCACCAACAACCCCUUCCACCAACAACCUCUUCCACCAACAACCCCUUCCACCAACAACCCCUUCCACCAACAACCCCUUCCACCAACAACCUCUUCCACCAACAACCCCUUCCACCAACAACCCCUUCCACCAACAACCCCUUCCACCAACAACCUCUUCCACCAACAACCCCUUCCACCAACAACCUCGUCCACCAACAACCUCUUCCACCAACAACCCCAUCCACCAACAACCCCUUCCACCAACAACCCCUUCCACCAACAACCUCUUCCACCAACAACCCCUUCCACCAACAACCUCGUCCACCAACAACCUCUUCCACCAACAACCCCAUCCACCAAUUUUUUUUUUUUUCAACCCCUUCCACCAACAACCCCUUCCCCACCAACAACCUCUUCACCAACAACCCCUUCCACCAACAACCUCGUCCACCAACAACCUCUCCACCAACAACCCCAUCCACCAACACCCCUUCCACCACACCCCUUCCACCAACAACCUCUUCCACCAACAACCCCUUCCACCAACAACCCCUUCCACCAACAACCUCUUCCACCAACACCUCUUCCACCAACAACACCCUUCCACCAACACCCCUUCCACCAACACCUCUUCCACCAACAACCCCUUCACCAACAACUCUUCCACCAACAACCCCUUCCACCAACACCCCUUCCACAACAACCUCUUCCACCAACACCUCUUCCACAACAACCUCUUCCACCAACAACCUCUUCCACAACAACCCCUCCACCAACAACCCCUUCCAUCAACAACCUCUUCCACCAACAACCCCUUCCACCAACAACCUCUUCCACCAACAACCCCUUCCACCAACAACCUCUUCCACCAACAACCUCUUCCACCAACAACCCCUUCCACCAACAACCCUUCCACCAACAACCCCUUCCAUCCAACAACCCCUUCCACCAACAACCUCUUCCACCAACAACCUCUUCCACCAACAACCCCUUCCAUCAACAACCCCUUCCACCAACAACCCCUUCCACCAACAACCCUUCCACCAACAACCCCUUCCACCAACAACCCUUCCACCAACAACCCCUUCCACCAACAACCUCUUCCACCAACAACCUCUUCCACCAACAACCCCUUCCACCAACAACCCCUUCCACCAACAACCCCUUCCACCAACAACCUCUUCCACCAACAACCCUCUUCCACCAACAACCCCUUCCACAACAACCUCUUCCACCAACAACCUCCUUCCACCAACAACCUCUUCCACCAACAACCCCUUCCACCAACAACCUCUUCCACCAACAACCCCUUCCACCAACAACCUCUUCCACCAACAACCCCUUCCACCAACAACCCCUUCCACCAACAACCUCUUCCACUAACAACCUCUUCCACCAACAACCCCUUCCACCAACAACCUCUUCCACCAACAACCCCUUCCACCAACAACCCCUUCCACCAACAACCUCGUCCACCAACAACCUCUUCCACCAACAACCCCUUCCAUCAACAACCCCUUCCACCAACAACCCCUUCCACCAACAACCUCUUCCACCAACAACCCCUUCCACCAACAACCUCUUCCACCAACAACCCCUUCCACCAACCACCAACAGAUGCAGGAAGUAAUGAGCUUAAUAAUAGCGCGAGAGCUGUUAAUAACCUCGGGCGUAAUUAUGGAUAA